Messenger RNA from Mesorhabditis belari, 297 nucleotides. The record is from the annotation of a GenBank genome assembly. Lineage: Eukaryota; Metazoa; Nematoda; Chromadorea; Rhabditida; Rhabditidae.
AUGAAAACUCUAUCUUACAGAGCAACUGAAGAUUUCACUCGAACAGGCUCCCUUUCACCGAAAAGUGGUCGAGUCAGGAAAAGUAGUCAAGAAAGGAAAGAGAGGAAAUCGAUCGAGGAAAAGUUGCGUCGAUUGGUGGGCCAUUCAGAAAAUGAUCAAAACGAUCAACUCGAAUUGAUCCUUUCAGCCAUUGAAAGGAUACGAAAUUUGCAACAACAAUUGCAGGAUGAUAAAGAGAACGGAGUGCCCGCUCAGCUCACAGAAAUGUUCGAAAAUGUGAGCACAAAUGAAAAGAAA